UUUAAUGAAACAACAACUGAUAAUAUUUAAUAGAUUAUCAACGUAAAUGUUUAGUGCGAAUUUCAAGUUUUAUCGCGUAGUUCCUGUGUGCCACAAGGAGGAAACACAAGACUAAACGUUAUUUUUUACAAAUGAUACAGAUAAGCAAAUUUCCGUUGGAGAAUCACCUUCUUAUUACUUAGUAUGCUUUUAUUGCUGCAGAAAUCGAACGUCCAUUCGCUGUGAUAACCAGACAACACUACUAAACGACUAUUAGAACAUUUAUGUAGAACAGAAAUUGGGAGAAAAUGGCAGAAUUCACAGGUGAAUCGAGGAUGUACCAUGGAGUAGCUCAAGGUACCCAAGCACAAUUUGUGGAAAGUCAAGACCAAAGAAACGUUGCAACGCGAAGGCAUCCUCUUUGUUGUUCCAAACGAUUGUUGAUAUUGAUCCUAAUGUUUUUGCGGUGCUUUCUCAGUGUAUUAGUGACAUGCAGCAUACACAUCGCUUUUAUCGAACUUAGUAACCUUAGUUUUAAAGUUGGUGUCACUGAACUUCAAAUCCCAAGUUACGAGAUAAUUACAUUCACCUACCAUUUUGGUUUCCUGUUCAGUCCGAUUGGUGGAUACUUAGCGACGAAAUUUGGCGGCUCUGUUACCUACGGAUUCACGUCAAUGCUCGCGUCCAUGCUAACGGCUCUGAAUCCUGCCACCUUGCAAUGGAAUGUUUACAUAUUCUCGGCAUGUAGGAUUGCUGCAGGUUUAUUUGACGGUUUCGCUUAUGCCAGCAUUGCAGAAAUAUUCACACGUUGGGUGCCAGCCAAAGAGAGAUCUACGUCUUUGGCGAUCGUUCUUACAGGAUUUUACAUUGGAAACACAUUUUUCUACAUAAUACCUGCCUAUAUAGCGAGUUCUUGGGGAUGGCAAACGGCUUUUUACGCGACCGGAGCGAUAACUUUUGUUUGGUCUGUUGUUUGGCUGAUCAUUGCGAGGAAUGAACCAUCCGAGGAUAAAACCAUCUCUCAGAGGGAACUUCAGUACAUCCAAAGUCAGACUGACGCAACUCCCAGACAUCAGGUUGUUCAUCCAAUCCUAAAAAUUUUAACAUCACUACCCGUGUGGGCAAUGUGUAUAGGAGAGUUCGCUUCUAGCUGGGGAUAUGAUCUCAUCGCAAGUAGUUUGCCUAUAUACUUCAGAGACGCGACUGGACGCAGUAUGACACAAAUAUCAACUAUUUCCGUCAUGCCUAUCUUAGUAUCUAUUUGCAUUACACCUAUACUGGGCGUUAUCAUGGACCUUAUGCCAAAUUACAUCAAGCUGGAAGUGUCUCAAAUUCAUAAAAUCGCGAUAACCUUUGGUUUUUCAACUUCUUGCAUUCUGUUCGCUAUAGCUUUUUUCAGCAAUAAUAUCAUGUUAUCGAUUACAUGCCUCUUAGUUAUCAAACUAUUGCUAUCAUUUAAUCUCUUCGUGUUGCAGGUGGUCUGCCUUUAUUUGGCACCUAAGCACUCGAGUAUUUUGUUGGGUUUCUCAGCUAUCUGGCCCAUUGGCAGUAAAUUCGUCGUGCCUUUUUUUCUACAAUUUAUCGUCAAACAGUUUAUUCUGCAAGAAUGGCAGUUAUGUUUCCUGCUGUCAUCGGGUGCCCUGCUAUUUGGAACAUUCGUGUAUUGGAAAUUUGGUUCCAGUCAACUCCAGCCUUGGGCUACAUCACACCCUCAUCGCACCUACGAACGCGAACUGCAGUGAAAAUAAUCUCACGUGAAUAAGCCUGUAUUGAUUUACGAGGUUUAGAUACAUAUGUACAAUCAGAAUAAAAUUAUUCAAUUUCAUAAUAA
Messenger RNA from Planococcus citri (citrus mealybug), 1810 nucleotides. RefSeq names its product vesicular glutamate transporter 1-like. Gene Ontology annotation, molecular function: transmembrane transporter activity. The record is from RefSeq and is a predicted model, not a curated record. Lineage: Eukaryota; Metazoa; Arthropoda; Insecta; Hemiptera; Pseudococcidae. Gene Ontology annotation, cellular component: membrane. Bases 288 to 1721 code for a protein of 477 amino acids. The transcript is spliced from 10 exons. Gene Ontology annotation, biological process: transmembrane transport; monoatomic anion transport.